GGCAGCGCCACGUGACCGCCUCCCGGUGACACCGCGUGCGCCGCGUCCCUCCCUCAGCCGGGCCAUGGCGGGCGCGGUGGCGGCCGCGGGCUCCGCAGAGCAGUUCCAGCAGCUGCUGCAGCGCCCGGACAGGUCCCUGGUGGUUGUGCACUUCUGGGCGCCGUGGGCUCCGCAGUGCGCGCAGAUGAACGAGGUGAUGGCAGCGCUGGCCCGGGAGCACAGCCAGGUCACCUUCGUCCAGCUGGAAGCUGAGGCUGUGCCUGAAGUGUCUGAAAAAUAUGAAAUUAGUUCUGUUCCAACGUUCUUGUUCUUUAAGAAUUCCCAGAAGGUGGACAGGCUGGACGGGGCCCACGCGCCGGAGCUGACGCAGAAGGUCCAGCGGCACGCGGCCGGCACUGCCCCCGUGCCCGGCUCCGGGGGCUCUGCCAAGGAGGAGCUCCAUGCCCGCCUCAGGAAGCUCAUCAACGCUGCCCCCUGCAUGCUCUUCAUGAAAGGCUCUCCCAAAGAACCCCGCUGUGGGUUCAGCAGGCAGCUGGUGGAGAUCCUGAGCCAGCACGGCGUCGCCUUCAGCAGCUUCGAUGUUUUCUCCGACGAGGAGGUCCGGCAGGGGCUCAAAACCUUCUCCAACUGGCCCACCUACCCUCAGCUCUACGUGGCUGGGGAGCUCAUCGGGGGCCUGGACAUCGUCAAGGAACUCGAGGCAUCUGGAGAGCUGGACACGAUCUGCCCAAAGGCCCAGAAGCUGGAGGACAGGCUUAAAUCCUUGAUAAACAAAGCUCCUGUGAUGCUCUUCAUGAAGGGAAGCAAACAGGUGGCAAAAUGUGGCUUCAGCAAGCAAAUCAUAGAAAUCAUGAAUAACACUGGCGUGGAUUACGAGACAUUUGACAUCCUGGAGGACGAGGAGGUGCGACAAGGCCUCAAAUCCUUUUCCAACUGGCCCACGUACCCCCAGCUGUACGUGAAGGGGGAGCUGGUUGGGGGGCUGGACAUUGUGAAGGAGCUGAAGGAAAGUGGGGAAUUGCUGCCUGUGCUGAAGGGAGAGAAUUAAUGGGAAGGACAUCAGUGAGAAGAGAAAUCCCUGGAACAACAUCCAGUUAGAGAUUCUCCUGGAGCCACAGACAGCUUCAGCCCUGAGGAGCAUCAGGAGUGAAAAUAGACAGGAAAUGAUCAAUAUUCUGUGUAUUUUACCUGUAUGAAAAGAAGUUUCACUGGAGACACAAAAAGGUCAAUUAAAAUUCGGUGCUCCAGGA
This is a messenger RNA of Corvus hawaiiensis (hawaiian crow), 1250 nucleotides long. It is a transcript of the gene GLRX3, whose product is annotated as glutaredoxin 3. The coding region runs from base 65 to 1048 and encodes 327 amino acids. The record is from RefSeq and is a predicted model, not a curated record. The transcript has 11 exons. NCBI's taxonomy places the organism in Eukaryota, Metazoa, Chordata, Aves, Passeriformes, Corvidae.